Messenger RNA from Tigriopus californicus, 758 nucleotides. Its product is annotated as pro-resilin-like. The coding region runs from base 347 to 688 and encodes 113 amino acids. Lineage: Eukaryota; Metazoa; Arthropoda; Copepoda; Harpacticoida; Harpacticidae. Gene Ontology annotation, cellular component: extracellular matrix. The transcript has 2 exons. The record is from RefSeq and is a predicted model, not a curated record.
CAUGGCGCCGCAAAAGUCGGUUCUGGACACCGGGUACAGUUUCAAUUACAAUCCUUGUUGGGAUACUCAGAAAGCUAAAAUGGCAACGUUGUCGAGCUGGCCCAACAACAUUGAGAUAACAACAUUACUACUAACCAGGAAAGUCAUCUCAAGAACCCAUGCAUGCGUAUUAAUGCGUACACCCGCGUACGUACCUACUGCAAGUACAAAGGACUGGAUACUUGAUGAAAGGUGCGUAUAUUCGCACGCACGUGCAACACUCAAUCUAUAUAAACAGUUGAAGAUUCAAAAUUUUGCAUCAGUCUGAUCUUGUUUGUAUAUCACAACAACAUCCCAAUCCUACAACAUGAAGUGCUUCGUCGUUUUCUCCGCCAUUAUUGCCAUGGGCAUGGCUUUCCCAGCCAACCCAUACCAACCCGCCCCUCACGGUGCCUACAAAGAAGAAUCGCCCAAGCCUUUUUCCUACCAAUAUGGCGUGGCUGACCAAUAUUCGGGGACCAAUUUCCAGAAGAACGAAAACCAGAAUGAUUACGGCGUAGUUGAAGGAAGCUACACCGUCCUUUUGCCCGAUGGCCGUAAACAAAUUGUCAAUUAUCACGCCGAUCAUGAGGGCGGGUUCAUUGCUGACGUCCAGUAUGAAGGCCAAGCCCAAUACCCUGAAGCCCCCAAAGGAGGAUAUCACAGUUAGACUUAGACUUAGAGUCUUGACACACUUGUAUCUAUGAGCUAAUAAGAAAUAUGAUUAUUUAUAUUCAGUA